GUUGAAUACAUAUACAAAUUAAUGGCGAAUGUUCGAGUUUGACUUUGCGAUAGGCCCGAGUUUCCUUUCUGUUGUUAGUUUGAUGAAGGCAUACAUACAAAGGCGCAGUAUACGCAUGGGUUUGAUUGGAGGCCUUCUGGUUAUGUGUUUCAGACUUAUACAACUUCCAGUGAGUAGUAUGUAAUCAUCGUCUUUCUUUUUCGUUCUUUUUUGCUGAGGAUGAAGUGUUUGAUCGGAGAGUUGGUUGGAUGUGCUGUAUGACUGGAGUGAGCUUGAGAGAAACACGGAGAGAGUAUAUUAUUGAUCGGAGACUGUUUACCAAUCAGCUUGUUUUGGGUUAAGGACUAGGUCUAUGUAGUGAGCAAGGGGGGGGUGUGAGAGACUAGUCAAGUCUGAGACCCCUCCCUCCUCCAUCCCAGCAGCAGCUGCUCCACUUGAAACAACCAACAACCAACCAUCCAACCAACCAACAGACAAACAAUCCAUCAUCAGAAUAGCUUUAUGUAGACUUCUUUAUGCAGUCCAGCUCAACCUGGCCACACUCCGUAACCCCUGCCUGAGCUUCCAACCACCCACUCCCGACGAUGGUCAGCCCCAACUUCCCCGUGCCCGAACGCAUCCCAGGUCAGCUCAUCAGCGAUCAUCAGCAUCUCUACUUCCUCAAACAACAUCUUGCCACCCUCUGUGGUCUUCGCGGUGCUCAAAAAUUCCCGGGCUCUCAACCCGUCAGUUUCACUCAGAAGUCCUUGGAAUUGUUGGAAACUGAAGAUUUCUGGGUAUGUGAAAAAUCCGAUGGAGUUCGAGUGAUGGUAUUAAUAGUAGUCAAAGGGACCGCCCAAGGCCCAGUGCAAGAAGUCUACUUUAUCGACCGGAAAGACGAGUUCUUCCUGAUCGAGAACAUCACCUUUCCUCACUUCGAAAACCCCAAUCGACUGCUCAAAGACACUAUCCUCGAUGGCGAACUGGUUAUCGAUGUCGACCCAAAAACAGGCCAUCAACAAUUGCGCUUCUUAGCAUUCGAUUGCAUUGUAUGGGAAGCAAAUAAUCUCAUGAUGCGACCUCUCAUGAACCGAUACGGCAGAUUAAAAGAUUGGGUGAUAGCCCCACUGAAGAGGCUGAUCGGGAUCCAGCCCCAACUACGAGACAAGAUGCCCUUUGAUGUCCAGCUGAAGACGAUGGAACUCGCUUAUGGGAUCGAUAAAGUGCUCCAUUACGAUCUGCCCAAACUCACGCACGGAAACGAUGGGCUGAUCUUCACUAGCGCGACGGCGCCUUAUCGGAUAGGAACGGACCCCAAAAUAUUGAAAUGGAAACCACCAUCGGAAAACUCGAUCGAUUUCCGUCUCGAACUCAGGUUCCCCCCUCUUCCAGACGACCCUACAGAGGCAGACUUUUAUGCCAAGCCGUUGUUUGUGUUGAUGAUGAAUUGCGGGAAAGAGGGCGAACAGUUCUUCGAUACACUUGAGAUGACUGAUGAGGAAUGGAUCGAACGAAAAGAAAGACGAGAGCAGCUUGAUAAUAGAGUCGUGGAAGUGGUCUGGGAUGCCUCACGGAACACAUGGAAAAUAUUAAGAUUCAGGGAUGACAAGAAGAAUGGGAAUUAUCGGGCUGUUGUUUUCUCGAUCCUUGACAGCAUUCGCGAUGGAGUUGAAGCACCAGAACUGAGCAAGCGGUCAGUCAGGAUCCGUAAGGCCUGGAAGGCUCGAGCACAGGGCCAAAGUUCGACCCCACAAGGGUCUGGAAGUAAAUCACCACCACGAGGCCAACAGCAACAGGACCACAACAACAACCAUUCGAAACCAUCAGCCUCUAAAUCAUCACCCCGGAACUCGAAAGCAUCCCAAAGCAAAUCACCCCCUCAUUCUCGUCAAUCGGCUCCCCCUCCUGCUGCUUCAGGAGGGUCAGCUCCUCCUCCCCCUAAAGUUGUCGCGCCUUCCACUGUCCCUAUUCAAAUCGUCGGCGGGAAUCCUAGAACUAAAGGCAAGAAGAAAAAAAUCACUUUGGCUCAGGUCGGCUCGGUUGCGGCCACUAUGAAAAGAAUUUGAUCCUCCGUCCUCCAACGCCCCCCCGUUUGUUUACAGCAAUGGUAUCUCUUAAUCGAUUUCCUCCCCCCUAUGCAGCACUAUAUAUAUAAGUUUGAUUCCUGUUUAUGCUUUGUUUUGUUAAAAAAAAUCACAUGUGAUUAGGUUUUGUUUUUUUUUUUCGUUUUUUUAAUGGGUUUUGGGUUAAUCUGUCUUUAAAUCUUUUGGGGGGUUCCUUCGGUACACAGACCGAUUGAGUUAUCAUUUAUCAUUUAUCAUAUAUCCUUCUUUCUCUUCUUGACAACUAAAAGGAUGCUUAUAAAGGUUUCAAGCAUCCUACAGAUUAAUUAAUCUUAAGAAAUCCAACUCUGAUGAAGAAUGUCUUUU
Messenger RNA from Puccinia graminis f. sp. tritici CRL 75-36-700-3, 2408 nucleotides. RefSeq names its product mRNA guanylyltransferase. The transcript is spliced from 10 exons. Bases 585 to 2045 code for a protein of 486 amino acids. Gene Ontology annotation, molecular function: ATP binding; mRNA guanylyltransferase activity. The record is from RefSeq and is a predicted model, not a curated record. NCBI's taxonomy places the organism in Eukaryota, Fungi, Basidiomycota, Pucciniomycetes, Pucciniales, Pucciniaceae. Gene Ontology annotation, biological process: 7-methylguanosine mRNA capping.